CUACGAUCGGAUACCAGAGUGCAAAAUUAUGUUCGUUUGAGGUUGCAGCCUAGGUUAGACAUUGAUCUGGGAAGAAAAAAACCAACCGGGGCCGGGGGGCGAUUUGCAAGUUAACCGCGGCCACCUCUACGGUUAUUACACAAAUUGAAACCCGCAGGGAUAAAAUGAAAACCGCAACAUCCCCUGCAGUCCUUUUGUAAAAAUGGACAAAGGAUAAAAAUGUCAUUUUAGUUUAAUUUACGGGCGAUAAAUAGUACGAUGAGUUGUAACUUCUAACUAGACAAGCUUGGCUAAGUUAAGAUCUCCAAUAGCCCAUAUUACGGGGUAGAUUCUUGGAUGGUCACAGAAGCAACUAGCCCAGCUUUAGCCCAGCCCAUUAUCAAACACACAAAACAAAACAAAAAUGACAGAAACAUAGCCACGGCCACCGGAGUACCGACGCCGUUGUGAAUUGCGCUAGCUAAACCGCUCCGCUACUGCAAAAGCUGGAGCUGGAUACUAAGAGCAGAGCAGUGAGCUGAGCGCAGUAGGCGAAACCACCAAACCUCAUUCCGUUGGCCGCUCUUUAGCCAUUGGUGCCAGAUAGAGAAGGUGCACUGCUUCUUCUUUUAUCUUGCCGUGCCGGAGUGAGAGCAUACCUUCCGCCGCCUUGUUUUUUUACCUCGCCUGAGAUCUGUCCAUUUCGAUUCUUUCUCUUCCGGUCCGGGAAGAAUGGAGUACCGCAAAAUCAAAGACGAGGACCAACCUGAUUCGGGCCCUGUUGAUGGCGACAUUGAGAGUUCAAGAGGCAAAUCUCCUGCUCCAAUCAGUAGUAGUAUUGCUGCGCUUGGAGCUGGUCCGCAAUGGAAGCGCAAGACGAUCGUCACCUUUGCAUUGACUCUUCUUACAAGUUCACAAGCCAUUCUCAUCGUUUGGUCUAAAAGAGCUGGCAAGUAUGAGUAUAGUGUCACCACUGCGAAUUUCCUCGUGGAGACACUGAAAUGCUUUCUAUCGCUUGCUGCCUUGGCAAGAACCUGGAAAAAUGAAGGCGUUACAGAAGAUAACAGGUUGAGUACAACAAUCAAUGAAGUGAGCGUUUACCCUAUUCCGGCUGCACUCUACCUAGUAAAAAAUUUGCUUCAGUAUUAUAUCUUUGCCUAUGUGGAUGCUCCAGGUUAUCAGAUUCUGAAGAACCUUAACAUUAUCAGUACUGGUGUGUUGUAUCGAAUGAUACUUAAGAGAAAGUUAAGUGAGAUCCAAUGGGCAGCCUUCAUUCUUUUGUGUGCUGGGUGCACCACCGCCCAACUGAAUCCUUCGUCUGAUCAUGUUCUUCAAACCCCUUUCCAAGGUUGGAUGAUGGCCAUUGUAAUGGCACUCUUAAGUGGUUUUGCUGGAGUAUACACUGAGGCCAUAAUGAAGAAGCGUCCCUCAAGAAAUAUAAAUGUGCAGAAUUUCUGGUUAUAUGUUUUUGGUAUGGCUUUCAACGCUGUUGCAAUACUGAUCCAGGAUUUUGAUGCAGUCAUGAACAAGGGAUUCUUCCAUGGAUACUCAUUUGUUACUGUUCUCAUGAUUCUCAACCACGCACUAAGUGGGCUAGCAGUGUCCAUGGUUAUGAAGUAUGCAGACAACAUUGUAAAGGUGUACUCUACUUCAGUGGCAAUGCUUCUAACAGCAGUUGUCGCGGUGUUUCUGUUUGGCUUUCACCUCUCACUUGCCUUCUUCCUUGGCACAACUGUCGUCUCUGUGUCCGUGUAUCUGCACUCCGCUGGAAAGCCUCCAAGAUAGUGAAAUAGACGACCAAAGCAACCUCCCUCUCGCGAAAAUGGCCUCUGCAGAAAGAUGCAUUUUGAGAUACUUACUGGCUGAUUGUUCUUCUCCUUGGUUUAGAUUGCCUUUCAGUCACAGAGAUUACAGCAUGUGGAAACCGCGAUUCAAAAGUAUCAGAUAUUAGAGUUUUGAUGGCUUUUUUUACUUGAAAAAUACACCACCUCUCAUGUUGUAAUUGGAAUUCACCAUCCUGCGAUCUCUUACAAUAGAAUAGAGUAGCUUCCAUUAUUCAGUUUCCAACAUUUCCUUUCUGUUGUUUUUCAAAAGUAUGCAACCGCAAUUACAACGCCGAUCAACCAUCAACAAAAGCCUAAGUUACAUACGCCUUCUUGCCAUACCUUACAUAAUGAAUAUGAAAGCUUUAACUGGUACAAUAACAGUACUUUUAGGAGCUACUUUAGCGCUUGCUCAAAAA
Messenger RNA from Linum trigynum, 2221 nucleotides. The record is from the annotation of a GenBank genome assembly. NCBI's taxonomy places the organism in Eukaryota, Viridiplantae, Streptophyta, Magnoliopsida, Malpighiales, Linaceae.